CCCGGAUUCCGGUGGUUUGUGCCAAGUGCCGAGCAGGAGUAGCGGCAUCCGGUUCGGUUCGUCGUCCGGACCCCACCUUCGCUGCACUAUCUCGAAUCCUCUCCUUCCCCUCCGUCUCUUCUCCGGCCGAUUCCUCCAGUCCUCCACCCACCGCCGCAAGUGGUCCCGCGACUCACCCGGAACCGGCAGUGAAGAAUCGAGGCGUCGUCUCUCCAGCCCCCGCCCCCCAUCACCAUGGAGGUACUCCGCUCCAUCCUCUCUUGCUUCUCCUCCCGCUCCCGCACCCGCUCCCGCGCCCGCGCUCGCGCCCAAUCCCAUCAUGGCCUGUGGUCCAGCGGGGCCAGCGACAAGAACAAGUCCAUGGUUGAGCAGCUCCAGAGGUACGGGGUCAUCAGGUCGACCAAAGUCGCGGAGGUGAUGGAGGCCAUCGACAGGGGGUUGUUCGUGCCACCUGGGGGCACGCCGUACCACGACAGCCCCAUGCCGAUUGGGUACAAUGCCACGAUAUCGGCGCCACACAUGCACGCCGCUUGCCUGGAGCUCCUGGAGAAGAAUCUUCAGCCUGGAAUGCGAGCUCUCGAUGUUGGGUCAGGCACUGGAUACCUAACUGCUUGCUUUGCACUGAUGGUUGGACCAGAAGGACGAGCAGUUGGUGUUGAACACAUCCCAGAGUUGGUUGCUACUUCUAUUGAGAACAUCAAGAAAAGUGCAGCAGCCCCACAGCUAAAUGAUGGAUCCCUCAGUAUACACGUUGCUGAUGGGAGGGAAGGUUGGCCAGAGCUGGCACCCUAUGACGCCAUCCAUGUUGGAGCUGCAGCACCGCAGAUCCCAGAGGCGCUGAUAGAGCAGCUGAAGCCCGGCGGCAGAAUGGUGAUCCCUGUCGGGACAGUCUUCCAGGAGCUGAAGGUUGUGGACAAGAAGUUGGAUGGCACGGUCGGCAUAAGAGACGAAACGUCUGUGCGCUAUGUGCCCCUCACUAGCAAGGAAUCUCAAUUGCACGCAAGAUGAUUGCCCGCCCUAUCAUGUCAAAACAAAUGUUAUCUUCACCAUGUCAGAUGAGGCAUUCAAUCGAUUCGCUACCAUUGUAAAUAUUAUAUUUUUAUAUUAAUCCUACUGCCUCUGUAAUGCGCUGGCUUGGAAAUAAUGUAAAUGAUGGCACAUCAUGAAACGUUUGUUUCUGUUCAGCUGCCCC
This is a messenger RNA of Sorghum bicolor (sorghum), 1192 nucleotides long. Its product is annotated as protein-L-isoaspartate O-methyltransferase 1. Gene Ontology annotation, cellular component: cytoplasm. NCBI's taxonomy places the organism in Eukaryota, Viridiplantae, Streptophyta, Magnoliopsida, Poales, Poaceae. The transcript is spliced from 4 exons. Gene Ontology annotation, biological process: protein modification process. Gene Ontology annotation, molecular function: protein-L-isoaspartate (D-aspartate) O-methyltransferase activity. The coding region runs from base 235 to 1008 and encodes 257 amino acids. The record is from RefSeq and is a predicted model, not a curated record.